Messenger RNA from Abrus precatorius (Indian licorice), 1291 nucleotides. RefSeq names its product coiled-coil domain-containing protein SCD2-like. Gene Ontology annotation, biological process: cytokinesis by cell plate formation. Bases 15 to 1232 code for a protein of 405 amino acids. Lineage: Eukaryota; Viridiplantae; Streptophyta; Magnoliopsida; Fabales; Fabaceae. The transcript is spliced from 15 exons. The record is from RefSeq and is a predicted model, not a curated record.
GAUCGGCAGUGUCUAUGAGCUCACCAACAGUGGUGCAACCCCGUAAAUCCACUCUUCAAAUGCCAGUGGCUAUACCUCCAAUUGAUCCUUCUACCAAUAGAAGUAGAGGCAGGUUUCCAUCAGGUAUUAGGCAACUUAACUCAAAAGACACAGGCUAUCAGCGUGAAGUUUCUGCACUACGAGAUGAAAUCGAUAUGUUGGAAGAAGAGAAUGAAAUUAUAAUAGAAAAGCUAAGACAUGCAGAGAAAAGACGUGAGGAAGCAGAGGCUAGAGCAAGGGAGCUUGAGAAAAAGGUUGCUUCUCUUGGUGAAGGUGUAUCCCAGGAAGCCUUGAGAAGGAGAGAAGCUGCUUUGCGUCAAAGAGAGGUUGCUUUCAAGGCUGCAAAACAAACACAGGAUCGGAGAGAUGCAGAUAUGAAAGUCCUUCGUGUGGAAAUUCGGAACCUAAAAGAUGAUGCUGCAGCAGCUAUAGAACAACAGCAAGAAGCUGAAGCUGAAGUAAAGGCUCUGAAUACAAUGACACAGAGAAUGAUUUUUACCCAAGAAGAAAUGGAGGUAGUUGUUCUAAAAAGAUGCUGGCUUGCUCGCUACUGGGGUCUUGCAGUAAAACUUGGUAUAUGUGCAGAUAUAGCACUGUCCAAGCAUGAAUAUUGGUCUUCUCUAGCUCCUCUUCCUUUUGAAUUUGUCACUUCUUCUGGACAGAAGGCUAAGAAGGAAUCUUGGAACAAAAGUGAGUGUGCUGAUGAUUCAGAUAGGAACAAUCCUGUUCGUGAUUUGAGUGAUCUCACUGGGGAAGGAAACAUCGAAAGCAUGCUUUCUGUUGAGAUGGGUUUGAGGGAGCUUUCUUCACUACAGGUUGAGGAUGCUGUUGUGCUUGCAUUAGCCCAAUAUAGGAGCCCACAUUUUAUUCGGCAGUCCAUUUCAGAGUUAAGUGACGAGGAAACAGAAGAUGUUCUUUUCAAAGAGGCUUGGUUAACUUAUUUUUGGAGAAGAGCUUUAGUCCAUGGUGUGGAAGAAGAUGUUGCAGAAGAGCGGCUUCAGUUUUGGAUUAGCCGCAGUGAGCAGUCACCAACUUCACUUGAUGCUGUCAACGUUGAGCGAGGUUUGUUGGAGUUGAGGAAGCUGGGAAUAGAACAGCAACUUUGGGAAGUUUCUCGGAAAGAAAUUGAUCCGCGUCCAGCGUUAGCACUUGCCAAUCAUAAACUUUCCACCGAGUCGGAAGCAUUAUCCUGAAGUGGGAGUCCUUCAUUUGUGGAUUGAUUCUUUGUCUUAUGUGCAUAUUAUUGGUUUCU